Messenger RNA from Limulus polyphemus (Atlantic horseshoe crab), 2674 nucleotides. RefSeq names its product translation initiation factor IF-2, mitochondrial-like (gene mIF2). Gene Ontology annotation, molecular function: GTPase activity; GTP binding. NCBI's taxonomy places the organism in Eukaryota, Metazoa, Arthropoda, Merostomata, Xiphosura, Limulidae. The record is from RefSeq and is a predicted model, not a curated record. The transcript is spliced from 16 exons. The coding region runs from base 436 to 2520 and encodes 694 amino acids.
GUCACUGUAGUACAUGCGUUUUUCUUAUUGUGGUUUUGAUGAAGAUUUUUAAUUAACUUGUGACUAGUGUAGUUAGUUAUGUCAUUUGUUUGUAAUAUUAUCCAUGCUAAUGUAUUUGUAGCAUUUUAAUUGUAAAGAUGCUUAGUUGAGUAAACUUCAUUGACAACACACGACUGACAUAUAAGACGAGCUCUUAUUCUUUCCUGGCAUGUAUCAUGAACUUAGUCACAACUUACGGUUACACUUACAAGUUAUAGUAUUAAAAAGUCUGUAUCUUGUAAGUUAAGUUGUAUGACUUGUCUUGCAAUACUAUUAGUAGGUAAUAUAAUUUGUGAAGUAUGAUAGUACUUAAUAGGAUUCUGUGUGCCAGUUAUAUAUGAAUAUUUUUCUGCUAGUUUGAACAGAUUUUCUAGUUUUUAUUUUGUCGCCUUCCUCAUGUUGUCAAGUAUAACAAGCUGGUUACUCCACAGAAGAUCUUCAUAUGUAAAGCAUCUGAUAAAAAUGUGUGACUCCUACACUUGGCCAGUUCCCUCAUGUAGGAUGUUUACAAUAGCUCUUCAGACAGUAAAACAAUCACAUUUUGUAGGCAUAUCUUCAGGGCUAAUACUUGUAAGAAGGAAUAUGCCAUGCUUCUUAUGUAACAUUUAUCAGACUGCUUACUUCCACUCAUCUGACUUCUGUUUCAAAAAACGAAAAACAGGGGAAGAAAAGAAGCAUAAAAACAGCAUCCAUUUCUCACCAAAAGCAAAACGUAAAGAUGAUGUUAUUAAGAUAUGGAAGAACAUGACAGUUGCUCAACUGGCAGAAGUAACACAUAGAGAUAUUGAUGAUGUGUUUGAAGCUAUGAUUUAUGUUGAGAACUGCAACCAGCUUGACAGCCCCGACUCAGAAAUUGAUGAUAUUGGAUUAACCCAUAACAUUGCCAGAAAGUUGGGUUAUCGAUGUCAGAUAGUGGCUCCUCCUGUUGCAGAUCAUCAUAAAGAGAAACCCUACAAGGAUGCUGUUCGUCGACCACCACCUGACCCAAGCCAGCUAGUGAAGCGUCCUCCAGUUGUAACAAUUAUGGGGCAUAUUGACCAUGGGAAAACCACCUUGCUGGACUCUCUUCGACAUACCUCAGUUGUUAAAGAAGAGUUUGGAGGAAUUACUCAGCACAUAGGAGCUUUCUCAGUCAAACUUCCCAGUGGUGAGAGUAUAACAUUUCUAGACACACCGGGUCACGCUGCAUUCUUUGCUAUGCGGGCUCGUGGAGCACAUGUGACAGACAUUGUUGUGCUGGUUGUGGCUGCUGAUGACGGAGUGAUGGAGCAGACAGUUGAGUCCAUUCGUUUUGCCCGAGAAGCUGAAGUGCCCAUUAUUGUGGCGAUUAACAAAAUGGACAAACCAGCAGCAGACAUCGACAGAGUAAAGCAGGGACUUCUAGCUCAAGGGAUACAGUUGGAAGAAAUGGGAGGGGAUGUACAAUCAGUGUGUGUGUCUGCAUUACAGGGUACAAACUUGAACCUACUAACUGAUGCUCUCCUGACUCAAGCUGAGCUGGCCAAUAUUGUUGGAGAUCCCAAAGGACAUGUAGAGGGAGUGGUUCUAGAGUCAAGUCUUGAUCCAGGGAGAGGAAAAUUAUCAACUGCUUUGAUACAAAGAGGAACAUUAAGGAAAGGAGCUGUACUUGUUGCUGGGACAGCCUGGGCUAAAGUACGAGGAAUGUUUGAUGAAUGGGGGAACCAUGUUCUUGCUGCACCUCCAUCCACACCAGUACAGGUUAUAGGGUGGCGGGAACUUCCAGCAGCUGGAGAUGAGAUUUUAGAGGUUGAAUCAGAGAAACGUGCCAGAGAAGUAAUUCACUGGCGAGAAGAACAACUGAAAGCUGCCAAACAGCAGGAAGAUCUUAUAGUUAUCCAAAAGAAACUAGAAGAACACCUUCAAGUAUAUAAAUCUGAAUUACAACAGAGACGUCAAGAGGGGCGAAGUCGAUCCCAUUCUAAGCCUCGUACUAAAGAAUCUAUGGACGAUGAUCCUCGGCCUAAAAUGUCUUUUGUUUUGAAAGGUGAUGUGGAUGGGUCUGUUGAAGCUAUACUAGACAUACUGGAAACGUACCAUUCUCAUGAUGCUUGUCGUCUUGAUUUGAUACAUUAUGGUGUUGGGACUGUUACUGAGAGUGAUGUCGAAUUAGCCAAAGCCUUUAAUGGCAUUAUUUAUUGCUUUAAUGUAAACAUCUCAAAACAAGUUCAAGUCCUUGCACAAGAGAAGAAAAUCAAAGUCAAAGAAUUUAAAGUGAUUUAUCAGUUAAUUGAUGACAUUAAGGAGAGUAUCAAUGCUCAGCUCCCUCUUGUGGAUAAAGAAGAUAUUUUAGGUGAGGCCAAUGUUCUGGAGGAGUUUCUAGUAACAGAAGGAAAAAAAAAGAUCCCUAUUGCAGGCUGUCGUUGUGUCAAAGGAGUCCUGAAGAAGGAUGCAAAGUAUCGUGUAAUGAGGAGAGAAGAAGUCAUCCAUGAGGGUAUACUUCUGUACUGUGUUAACAAUUGAUAAAGCUCUUCAGCCGAAUGUUGUUACAGAGUAUUUAUUUGAACUCAUUUCUAUAGUGGACUUUGUAAUUCACUUCUUUAUGUAUCAAGUUAACAGGGUAGCUAGUUAAUGUUAUGCAUAACUCGUGUUGUUUAGUUAAUGUUAUACAUAACCC